Messenger RNA from Astyanax mexicanus (Mexican tetra), 1277 nucleotides. RefSeq names its product dehydrogenase/reductase SDR family member 11. Gene Ontology annotation, molecular function: oxidoreductase activity. The coding region runs from base 122 to 889 and encodes 255 amino acids. The transcript is spliced from 7 exons. NCBI's taxonomy places the organism in Eukaryota, Metazoa, Chordata, Actinopteri, Characiformes, Acestrorhamphidae. The record is from RefSeq and is a predicted model, not a curated record.
UGGAGCGCGCCCAUGGCCGCCAGGAGGCACAUGAUCAAGAGGAAGCGCGCAGUGAUCGCUCCUCUCCUCCGCUAUUCCUGAGAUUUGUGGAGGAGUUAGAGGGUGUGAGGGAGUUUGUGUGAUGGAGCGCUGGAAGGGCAGGGUAGCUCUGGUCUCUGGAGCCUCGGUGGGGAUCGGAGCUGCUGUAGUGAAGGAGCUCGUUCAGCACGGUAUGAAGGUGGUGGGCUGCGCCAGGAGCGUGGACAAGAUAGAGAAACUGGCAGCAGAAUGCGCUCGAUCCGGAUUCAGAGGAACUCUGAUUCCAUACAAGUGUGAUCUGUCUGUGGAGGAGGAGAUUAUAAACAUGUUCUCUGCAAUCAAAUCCUCACACCAGGGCGUCGAUGUGUUAAUCAAUAAUGCUGGGUUAGCUCUACCAGAACCCUUACUGACUGGAAGAACCAGCAGCUGGAGAAACAUGAUUGAUGUGAAUGUAAUAGCUCUGUCAGUCUGCACUCGUGAAGCGUAUCAGUCCAUGAAAGAGAGAAAUGUGGAUGAUGGACACAUUAUUAACGUUAAUGGCAUGAGUGGACACCGGGUGGUGCACAGUGCUGAUGUACACUUCUACUGUUCCACCAAGUACGCUGUGACCGCUCUCACUGAGGGCCUCCGGCAGGAACUGAGGGACGCCAAGAGCCACAUACGUGCUACAUGUAUUUCUCCUGGUCUAGUAGAAACAGAAUUUGUUUAUCGGCUCUACAGAGAAAACCCAGAGAAAGCUGCAGCUACAUAUAGAGAUAAAAAGUGUCUUCAGGCUGGUGAUGUUGCCAGUGCUGUGGUUUAUGCUCUGAGUUCUCCUCCACAUGUUCAGAUUGGAGAUGUACAGAUGAGGGCUGUGGAACAGAUGUCUUAAUAAACAUCCUGUAUUAAACGGUGUAUAAAGUACAGGAUGACUGAAAGACUGAAGAUCUGAACCUGGAACUAUUAAAGAACUUUAGCAGUGUUGAACUUUGGGUGAAAAACCCAAAUAAACAGUGCACUAUCUGUAAAACAUUAGUCAGUUGAUUCUAAAGGGGGUGUGACUAAAACUGAAGAUAUAAAAAGAUGCACUGUAAAGUGGGGAUGAGUUUAUUGACCCAAACUGUUACUGGUUGAUUGUGGAAACUUUACACCAGACCUUCAGCUGCCUCUCCACUCUUCAUCCAGACUCUGGAGCUCGGUUUCCAAAUGAAAUGCAAAAGGUUUUCAUUAUGUGCAAUCCGUUAUAAUCAACAGUAAAAUAAAUAAACACUCUAAUUAGA